Yamadazyma jaroonii is the source of this 1509-nucleotide messenger RNA. NCBI's taxonomy places the organism in Eukaryota, Fungi, Ascomycota, Pichiomycetes, Serinales, Debaryomycetaceae. The record is from the annotation of a GenBank genome assembly.
AUGGCAGAGAAGAAAAGAUCUAAACUAGGGUGCUUCCAGUGUAAGCAGAAAAAGAAGAAGUGUGACGAAAUCAAGCCAAUAUGUACGUCAUGUUUGAAGUCAAAUAAAAUCUGCAGGUACAAACUGUUGGAAAACAGUGUUGUCAAAUCACAAAGGAAAGUUGAUUCGAUCGUGUGCAAGGACAUUGUUGGAGAAAUCAUAAUGAAAAACUUGGAACAUCAGCGUUUCGAUGAAAUCAACAUAGAUACAAUAUCAUAUGGUUACAAUAAUGACAUGUUCAAACUCUUGAAUGAAUACAUCAGUCCAGAUCCUGAACUUAAGAUCAAACUACCUGUAGAUUUGUCAGAGUCAGAAAUAGGAUAUUUUGAAUAUUAUUGUAAGUCCAUACUACCAGAGUUAAGCAUCUUACCUCAAGAAUACAAUUUCUAUUCCAAAAUUUAUAUACCGCUAGCAUUAAAAGAACCUGCUUUGUUGUAUAGUUUGAUUGGAUGGGGUUGUAAAAUGAUGAAAAACGAUGGUAUAAAUUAUUUGAUAGAAAAUGAAGAAGCUGAAGGUUAUUGUAAGAAGGUUAUGGGAAUUAUAGACCAGAAUAAUUUAUAUUUGAACGAAGAAAAGUUCAUGGUGAAUUUCUGUUCAUAUAUGUCUUUGGUUUAUAUGAAUAUUUCUGUGGGAGAUAUCAAUGAAUGGUCAACCCAUUUCACCAGUUGUUUUAACAUGAUCAAUAGAAUGCCGGGAAAUUUCAAAUAUUUAAUGAAUUUCUCCCAUGAAGGGAUCUUGUUAGCUGAAAACUUUGCUUACUUUGAUAUUUUAGCUUCCCAAUCCAAUGAAAAUGGAACAUUUUAUCCUAUAAGUGAUUAUGACGACGUUUUUUCUAAUGUAUCCAAUGCUCAUGAUCCAGCUCAAGGAUGUAUAAGACCUUUAACAUUAAUAAUAGGAGAAAUAGUGACGUUAUUGGUAGAAUACAGUACAUUACAAGUAAGUCUUGAUUUGACAGAUUGUAGUAAGUAUGAGUUAAUGGCCAAUGUGAUAGAUAAAGCAGAAAAACUUGAUAAGAAAAUUCUUUUCACCAAGCCAGACUUGUCAUGUUUGAAACAUUUGAAUACUCCAGAAGAAUUGGAAGGACAUUUGACCCUUUUUGAUGUCUAUCAGAUAUCGGCACAAAUUUAUUUGAGACAGGUCAUCAAGAAAUUACCUUCAGUUGUACCUGAAAUAGAGAUGUUGUUUUUCCAUUUAAAAGAAGGAGUGGCAUUCUUAGUUAAGACUAAAUUCAGGAAAAGUUUGGGAUUCCCUAUGCUUGUUACAGCUUUAGCAGCCACCUCAAAGGAGGAUAGACAAGAUGUCAAGAGCUUGUUCGAAAAUUUGAUACAAUGUUGUGGUUACCUUAGUGUAUACCAGAAAUUAUGGACUGUUAUACAGAAAGUCUGGGAGCUCAAUCAAAAUGGGAAUUUGUAUGUAGAUUGGUAUAAAAUUACCAAGCAAUUUGGAUGGAGAUUAAAUUUGGGAAGGUAG